This is a messenger RNA of Seriola dumerili (greater amberjack), 2256 nucleotides long. RefSeq lists its product as uncharacterized. The transcript is spliced from 20 exons. Gene Ontology annotation, biological process: regulation of DNA repair. Lineage: Eukaryota; Metazoa; Chordata; Actinopteri; Carangiformes; Carangidae. The coding region runs from base 1 to 2256 and encodes 751 amino acids. The record is from RefSeq and is a predicted model, not a curated record. Gene Ontology annotation, molecular function: single-stranded DNA binding. Gene Ontology annotation, cellular component: replication fork.
AUGGCGGCUGCUGGCUGCGUCUUCCACAGAACCCUGACUCGGUCCAGACCCGCACCGAACAAGGCGUCCUCGUCCUCUGCUGUCGUCUGCAGGGAGUACCUGUACGUGGUGGACCUGCAGCGGUACAGCAGAGACCAGGGGUCCUCCGUCUACUUCCCCCAGGCUGUCCUCAACGGUGAUGACCUGUAUGACGUCACACUGACAGACGGGGACUGCAGGCUUCAGGUGACUCUGGAUCCCGGUCUGAACCGGCUGGUGGAGAGGCACGUCCUGCAGCCUGGAUCGAUGCUACGAAACGCCACCUUCACCGCCGCCAUGACCGCUCAGCUCCUCCCAGCAUGCCCCGGGGCGUCUGGAGAGACAGACAGCUACAGGCUGGUGAGUACAGAGGUCAGAGGUGGCGCUGCAGGCAACAGCGAUGGGGUCAGGACGUUUGAUGUGGACUGGGACUCUCUGCCCUGGUUUGGAUCCUCAGAACCUGCAGGUCCUGUGGUUCCUCUGAGAGCCAGUAGGAGCGUGUUCCUCCCUCUGUGGAACAGUGUGGACUACAGUGGGGAGCUGCGUGACUCCUUCCUGUCUGGUCACCGGGGCGUUACCAGGGGCGCCGUCCAGCAUCAGCUGAUCAUACGCAUCAUCAACAAGUCACACCUGAUGUAUUAUGGGAGAACAGACCGAAACUGUGAAUGUCCUUAUAAGGCGGUGUUGGAGGUGUGCGACCGGACAGGAAGUGUGUGUGUGGUGUUGUGGAACAGCGUGUGUGUCAGCUGGUAUUGCUGUCUGAAGCCUGGUGACAUCAUCAGCCUGAGACGCUAUCGAGUCAAACAGCACUACCUGGCUGAGACGGAUGAUAUCGAGAUCAGCGUCAACAGCAGAAAUCCUGCCGCACGGAUAUCUGUUCUCCCAGAAUCCUCCAUUUCACCUGAGUAUCUACCACCUGCACCCACCUACAGCUUCUGCAACAGUAAGGAGCUGCUGGAGCGUCCCCACGGCGCCGUGUGUGAUGUCAUUGGCCUGCUGACGUUCUCAGGACGAUCGGAGCGAAUCAGGAGCAAGGAGGGCCGAGGGGCGGAGCUUUUCGAGUAUCGCUGGCUGCGAUUGGAGGAUGGGACGAGCAAUCAGCCAAUCAUGGUGAAGCUCUUUUCCACGUCUCAACCUGAAACCAACUGCAAGCUCCACCCAUUGUCUGUGGUUGUUUGUACCAGACUGCAGAUGAUCAGAGCUGCUGAUCAAACUCUCGGCUGCUGCUACCUGACGAACACAACGUACACACAGGUGUACUGCACAGGACUGGGCCACCACUCAGAGAUGAGUUACCGUAAGCUCCUGCCGGUGCGACAGUUCCUCCAGUGGCUGAGGAGCCAGGACGACCAACAGAUGCUGAGCAGGGCUCUGAUUGGAGGAUUCUUCAUGUACCCGCCUCCUCCGGUCUCCUUGGAAACGUACAUGAAAGACCGGAGAGGUGAGCCAGGUUUCCUGCGGGGGGUGGAGCUUCAGAGGGAGGUGGAGAGGCUCUGUUACCGGGAACGAUGCACCUUCUGUAUCCAGGCAACAGUUACCAUGGUUACGUACAGCCGCAGAGGAGAGGAGGAUCGCUCUGUCAGUCAGCUGACGCCUCGCCGUGUGGACGUCAGAGCAGGGAGGAAGAGGAAGCAGCUGCUGCAGCCUGACUCUCCCAGGAAGAGACACCCGUGGGUGACAUUACAACCAGAACAAAACAAGUCAGAGAUUCUGUUUGAAGCCUCCAUGGAGUUCCUAGAAAACACAAACGCUGAUGAAGACGACAGCGACGAUGACGACACCUCGUCCUUCGUCACCGCUCCGCUCUCUCCAACCUUCCCGCCCGUCGCCGUAGAGACGCUACCGAUGCGUUAUGACCACACCCACAGGGAAGAGCAGGCUGUCACCGUGGCAAUGGGAGGAAGAGUGACACAUGAGGGGUUUGACUACGCCAUCGAGGACUACUACACACUGAGACUGAGAGCUCUGUCAGACGGUGUGUCGGUCCACGCCAUCUUCCUCCCUCAUUCUUCCUCUUCCUCCCUCUCUCCUCCCCUCCUCCCUCACGCCAACACCUGGACCUCCAUCUUAUCACACGGAGCCUUCUCUUCACACAAACCUCCACCUUCACCAGCUGACCUCAUCAGCAUGGCAGCCCAGCUGACCAAUCAGAGGCUGGUGUGUGUCCUGGAGGCGUGUCACCUGGGCGGAGCCACAACUGAACUCAUCCUGAGCCGAGCGUUUCACCUGCCUAACUGA